UUUUUUAGUUGCUCAUAAUGACAAGCAAAGAAAUGAAUGAAGACUAUCCAGUAGAAAUUCAUGAGUAUUUAUCAGCAUUUGAGAAUUCUAUUAGUUCGGUGGAUGAAAUGUUGAAGACCAUGAUGUCUGUUUCUAGAAAUGAGUUGCUGCAGAAGCUGGACCCACUUGAACAAGCAAAAGUGGAUUUACUUUCUGCAUACACGUUAAAUUCAAUGUUUUGGGUUUAUUUGGCAACCCAGGGAGUUAAUCCUAAGGAACAUCCAGUAAAGCAGGAAUUGGAAAGAAUCAGAGUAUACAUGAACAAAGUCAAAGAAAUAACAGACAAGAAAAAAGCCGCCAAGCUGGACAGAGGGGCAGCCUCAAGAUUUGUGAAGAACGCCCUUUGGGAACCCAAACAGAAAAGUGCAUCAAAUGCUACCAAUAAAAGAAAAAGUAAAAAUUAACGUCUUUAUUUUAGUGCACA
This is a messenger RNA of Elephantulus edwardii (Cape elephant shrew), 463 nucleotides long. Its product is annotated as nuclear nucleic acid-binding protein C1D-like. Lineage: Eukaryota; Metazoa; Chordata; Mammalia; Macroscelidea; Macroscelididae. Gene Ontology annotation, cellular component: exosome (RNase complex); nucleolus. The record is from RefSeq and is a predicted model, not a curated record. Gene Ontology annotation, biological process: maturation of 5.8S rRNA; regulation of gene expression. The transcript is spliced from 4 exons. Gene Ontology annotation, molecular function: DNA binding; RNA binding. The coding region runs from base 18 to 443 and encodes 141 amino acids.